UAGCAGCAAUUUUAUGCAGCUGAAAAGCGCUCUCGCUUUGCGUCACUUUCGGAGGCACUUGCCGGCACGCAGGUCUCUGAUGUCGCCAGCGCAAGGUGUUGCAGCUGCCAGUCUUGGAAGCAACUGUAGGCGCCAAGGAGGUUACAUACUUCCUUCCUCCUCCUCCAUUCGGGCGUUGAGCGCCCCCGCGAAAACGAGCGGCCGCGACCGAAACGCAGCCGAGAGAGGUGCCGCGGCGGCUGGUGCACAACGGGACGGCGAGCAGCGGUCGGCGGUCGCAGGAAAGCGUGACCGGCGGAGCGCUACUCUCGGUCAAGAACGCGCGACGACGACGCGGCGGGUCGGACACGCUGGCUGUGGAAUAAACGCGGGCGACGACCACCAUGGAAAGGCUCAUCGAGAAUCGCCAGGAGGUCACCGAACCGGUCGCCACGCACGUCACAGGCACAAUGCCCGAGUGGGUGAGCGGCAAGCUGUUCCGGCUGGGUCCUGGCAUGUGGGAGCUGGACGGCGGCUUCUCCUUGCAGCACUGGUUCGACGGCGCAGCCAUCCUUUCCGCCUACGAGAUACACAAGGGAAAGGUCUACUACAGCUCACGGUACCUCGAGUCCGAGGCGUACAAGAAAAUGAGCACCGUCAAUCGCCCCGUUGUCACCGAGUUCGGCACCAAAUGUUACCCAGACCCGUGCAAGAACAUCUUUUCGCGGUUCUUCGCGGCUCUGGUGCCCAGUGACCUGACGGACAAUAACUUCGGCAACGUGUACACACUCGGGGAUGAGCUGUUCUGCACGUCCGAGACGUGCUUCGUGUGGAAGGUCGACCAGGACUCCCUGGAAGCCAUCCAGAGGUACGACGUGAACAAGCUGGUGUCCGUAAACCUGGCAAGUGCGCACCCCAUCACUUUGGAAGACGGCACGAGCUACAAUCUGGGUGCCAGUUUCAUAGCGGGCCUGAAGUACCACAUCGUCAAGAUACCGCCGCCCAGCCAAGGCUGCGCAGGCCUGAAGCGGGCCUCGGUGGCGUACAACAUUCCGUCGAGCUGGAAGACGACGUUCAGCUACUACCACAGUUUCGGCAUGACGCGCAACUUCGUGGUGUUCGUCGAGCAGCCCCUCGUGAUCAACGCUGUGCGCCUGAUCGGCUCUCGCAUCAAGGGCUACUCCUUCAAGGACUGCUUCGACUGGAUGCCCAAGGAGAAGACCAAGUUCGUGGUGCUCGACCGCAACUCAGGCAGCGUCCUGCGCACGCGGUUCCUGGCUGACCCGUUGUUCUUCUUCCACGCGGUGAACGCCUUCGAGGAUGACGGGCACAUCGUCUUCGACAUGGUCGCCUACGACGAUGCAUCCAUCAUGGACAGGUAUUACCUGGACAGGAUUCGAAACGGGAUGAACGAAGAUAUUGAUCCUGGCUGCCAAGGCCACUUCCGUCGCUUUGUUAUCCCAGUAUCCAAGGCCAGCAGCGCCACGGAGGGCGACCUCGUGAGCCUCGGCUACAGCGAGGCUCGGGCCUACCGCCGGGACGACAACACCAUUUGGCUCACCCACGAGGAGAUGGGAUACAAAGGUUACGACCUGCCGACCAUAAACCCCAAGUACCAAGGAAAGCCGUACCGGUACUCGUACGGCAGCGGAAACUUUGAGCGACUUGGCGAGUGCCGAAAUGCGAUCUGCAAGUUGGACGUCCUAAGGCGCGAGAUGCAUCUCUGGAGGGAAUCCGACACGCAGUACCCCAGCGAAGCUGUCUUCAUGGCCAACCCCGACGGAAUCUAUGAGGACGACGGUGUCCUGCUGUCGGUGGUGAACGACACAGAUUACGACAAACCGGACUUCCUCUUGGUGCUGGACGCCAGGACGAUGACCGAGAUUGCGCGGGCAGAAGUUCCCCGUCCAGUGCGCGCCUGUACAUCGAUCCACGGCUGCUUCAUCAAGAGCUGAAGCGAGCGCCAUUCCGAAGACAGGCUCGAACUGACGAUGCGCUCGAUUGCUUAUACGUCUUCCAUGGCACGAGCGUUCUCUUCGUUUGCGCGCUGUGCUUUUGCUCGUUUCGUUUUUACACGAGCAGUUUCAUACGAGACGGCAAGGGCUUGAAGUGAAAUGUCUCGAUUUUAAUUCGUUGCAAUGAAAUUUUCUGGUUGCUGAUUAUCAGAGAAUGAUGUGGCCGUCGAAACAGUUGUGACCUGUCGAUACCAAAGCUCGUGGGCUGUUUAAAAGCGUUCACAGCACGUUGGCUAUUCUGUAGUCGUGCACCAGAAUAUGCUUCUCGUCUCGCGGCUUGGUUUCGCACGUGAACAAAAUUUUGCAUCGCUUGAUACAGCAAGAGGGGCAUUGCUGGAGUAACGUCGUUAUUGGAAGCAACAUUACUUGCUGAAAGUAAAACUAGAAUUGAAAGUAAAUGUAGGGGCUCUUGCCGAAGAUAAAAACUUCAAAACUCAGAAACACAAGUAUUAGUUGAGAAACGUAAGAAAAUUGCGCCGCUACAUUUAUACUACACUAUAAGUGGCAAACUUCGUAUAAACAUUACUUCUGCAUUGAAGCCGCAAUAUAUGUGUGUGCCUUUGUUUUCGAGUCCACACUCACGUAUACUAGCUUACCAAUGAUAUCUUGUCAUGCCGAUAGCGAUCGAGCUAGGUCAUCUGUAAAUAAGUAUAAGUUAUUAUGUAUCGAACCGUUUAUACUGCAUAUCGCUUUUAGUUUCAUGAGUUAAGGUACUUGUUUUUUUUGUUUUUUUUUUACAACUGUCAUUGUUGAAGCCUUCGUUGUUGAAGGUAUGUGACCCAAGUUGGCUUCACAGAAGUAGGAAUGAAAGUGUCUGCAGUAUUGAUGACCUUAUAGAAAGGAGCAAUUUGUGCUCCAAACCAACGUAAUUCGCCAUGAUGUCGCAACGUUAGUGUUAUUCGUGGCAGAUGUUGUAUAGUGUGACGUCUACGAUUGCCGCAGUCGGAAAGGAAAACAGCUUCUACUGACAGACGAGUGGACAGACUAUUGAACUGCUGGCGUACAUACUGCCACGAGUGGUUGUUCUCUAUUGUGGCUUAUUCGAGGCGCGAGCAUGCCUCGUGCGCAACUGUGCUUGUCUCUUUAAUUAUCAGCAAGAAACUUUAUUUCACCCAUCAGCGUCGCAUGCAAUCCUGGAUAUCAAUUCAGUGAAUGUCUCUAGCAUCCGCGUAACAGAAAAUAUUUGAUACGUUGAUGAAUCAGUGCGUGUGAAGUUCUAACGCAAUGAAAAAGAAAGACAUUCAAAAAGUAUUUUUCUAACGAAAGGCCCGAAUAUAACAGUACAUCACGCAGCUUUUUCAGGUAUGCAAUUGUUGAUAAAAUUUUCGCCUUGCGCAGGUGUUGAGGAAGUUAUAACUAAAAGUAAUGUUUAUUUCGAAGCAGCACGAGAGUAUAUUUCACUCCGUAAAAACAAUUCAGCGUGAAGAGCAGGCCUUCGCUUUUAGCGGUCCUCACAGUAGCGUCAUAGCUUGCCCUGAAGGAGUAUUACAGAUGUUUUUGUUAACAUUAAGUUGGAUAUUGAUAAACAGUACUGUACUCUUUAUGUUUAUAUAGCUAAGGAAACUACGAACACGUGGCAAACAGGGUGUCCGGAGCGAGGUGUAUGCAUUCGCUCUGUUUCUUCGGGGCCGGUGCAUGUGCUCUCUCUACACGGGGGCGUCCAACUCGGGCACGUGUGUCUUCAUCUGCGAUGGCCGACAUGCGGUUACUCGACCGAGGCUACAAUGGGGAGGCCACGCAUGUGUUCCCACUUUCGCGAUUGUUAGUAAAGGAGGCCUUUUCUGUCGCCUGUGCUCUGACACUGUGUACUCGUUGUUCUUCGCCGAUCUCGACUGGUGCCGACACUGAACAGAGUUGCAGAAAGUGCCGACGAGUCCUAACGCUUUCUCCAGGUAAGGUCACAUCGACAGCCAAACGAAGUAAACCCAAGUGUACCGAUUCACCGGCGUGACACGCACGUCCGACGCCAUGGAAAACAAAACACGUCCCGAGUGCAGCCUUACUGGAAUACAGACAAGAAUCGAGUUAUAACGAGUACAAAACAGUACGGAUCGAC
Messenger RNA from Dermacentor andersoni, 4050 nucleotides. Its product is annotated as carotenoid-cleaving dioxygenase, mitochondrial-like. Gene Ontology annotation, biological process: retinal metabolic process; carotene catabolic process. Gene Ontology annotation, molecular function: carotenoid dioxygenase activity; beta-carotene 15,15'-dioxygenase activity. Lineage: Eukaryota; Metazoa; Arthropoda; Arachnida; Ixodida; Ixodidae. The record is from RefSeq and is a predicted model, not a curated record.